CAAACCUGCGGAUGGCAGCUGCCAGUGUAGUAUCGGAAUGUGGGUCGGAUGGACUGAUACUGUACACAGGUUGAGAGGAGGCCUGCCUGACAUGGUGUUGUGGUGGGGACCCGCUGUCCUUCACCUGGAGCCACAGUGACGGUAGUGACCGACCGUGGGAGGACGCCAUGUCUUCAGUCGUGUGCCUAGAACAGCGCCGCUGUUUGUCGUUGUUGUUCUACCGCGCAGUGCGGGACCUGAAGCCCGUGUGGAUGCUGGAGGAUAUGCGGACGAUGUUGGCCCUUUGCCCCGACGACGAGGACAACUCUCAGAAAACGUACAGUCCCUCGGAGGCGCUGCUUUACGCCAUUGUGCACGACCACCAGGCUUAUGCCCAGUAUUUAUUGUCACACUUCCCCGAAGAGGCGCUGGUGGAUCCCGGAGAGCGAUUUUGCAGCUGCCCUACACCAGCCCCGCACCUGUCUCUAGCCGUCCGUUAUGACAGGCACUCCAUCCUAGGUCUCAUCCUGCAAGUGGCUCACCGGCUCCCCAGCGGCUCCUCUGUUGUCAGAGACGGCUGUGACCAACAGGGCGAUGGUCGGACCCCCUUGCAUCUGGCCUGUGAGCUGGUCCGUCCUGAAGCUUUGCUGCUGUUGUUGGGCAGUGGUGUGUCCCCAGCGGUCCCUGAUGCCCAAGGCUGGACCCCUCUGGAUGUCCUGCUAGUGCCGCUCAAAGACUGUGAGGAGGCUAGCAGAGGACGGCGCCAUUGUCUGGACACACUCCUCAUGUUCAUGCCCAAGGUGGAAUUUCACUUGCGGGAGGCAUUACGUACAGAGCCCCAUCGCUGGAGACGAGCCCUAGGGCAUGACGCUGUGGAGUACCUUGCAGGGUUCAGGCCAGCCCCCCUUCUACUCAGUGCCAUGCAGACUGUCCUGCAGCAGCUCAGCCCCACCACCUUCUCUGACAGCCUGCUCCAGCUACCCAUCCCCUCCUCUCUUAAACCUCCUGGACUGUGCUGUGGUCCUCCCCAGUGUAAUGACAGGACUCUGUAACUGUAAAGAUGAGCAAUACAGACCUGGGCAGUAAAGUAAUGUAAAAGGACUUUAAGCCAGAUAUUUUUUUAAAAAUCUGGUCAAACUCAAGGACAUUAAUUAACACAGCUGUUAUAAGCUGUGGUUUAACUGUUAAUUAUGUUUCUGUGUUGUACACUGGUCAAAGGUGCUUUAAAACGUGUGAAAUGACAAUAACCAAUCAGGGAGCUUGGUCCUCUGUGACCAGGACCACACAUUUGAAUCUAAAAAGCAACUAAACCAUACCAACAUACAGAGUUAGAUACACAUGUCAGGUUCUGUCUACUACUGUUUAUCUCAACACCCUCUUCGAUUUAAUUUCAAAACUAAACCUUUACAAUACACUAAAAACUCUUUAUACCAAGUCAGGAUGCCUUCCAAUUAAAUGCCUUUUAAAACUGAUUUUAUUUUUUUAACUGAAUGAGUUAUAUGGAGUGAGAGUGGAUUGUGUGAGCACUGUGCAUACCAUAAGGUUUCUUGAAAUACCUAAUAAUGCAAUUUUGAUGUACGGUCUUCAAGUGAACCAUGACUUGAGAAAUGCUUUUUAAAAUUUCAGUGAACUGCAUAACCUGCAUUCUGUAUUCUGUGUGCACACCACUAACACUUAUUAAACAAUCCUAUCUUCAGGGAGAAGGAGUGGAUUUCAGCUUUGGACAUUUACAGCAUGGUACCAUUCAUGAAAUUACUCA
Molecule: messenger RNA, 1738 nt
Organism: Periophthalmus magnuspinnatus
Lineage: Eukaryota; Metazoa; Chordata; Actinopteri; Gobiiformes; Gobiidae
Exons: 2
Coding region: 168-1031 (287 amino acids)
Molecular function (GO): protein binding
Source: RefSeq, a predicted model, not a curated record